AUGCCGCAAGCGCAAGAUGCCGUGCCCAAAAAGCGUGGGCCAAAGACAGAUGUGUUGGAAGCACUGUUGAAGAGGGUCGAUGGGCUGGAGGCAAAAUUGAAAGAGAAGAAUGCUGGGGAGCAGACCCCAACCACGCCGACUACCGCAGGAAUCAAGGAUGAAGAAACCUCACGAGCAGACGACAUUCCCGACGAUGACCCAAAUCCCAAGCGUAUAGCAUUGGACACCAAAGUAGACGCUGACGAGUCUGCCGUUUACUCGCCAGCUCCGGCAAGUGGAUACCAGUCAGCUGUACAUCUGAGUGAAGACUUCGCUUCGCGUGCCAGAGCAGAGAUUGACACCGAUGAGCCUUCGGUCGACGCCCUACAGGCUCUUCUCCUGCUGGUCAUCGCCUUCACUGCAGCAGGGAAGGGCAAGAAGGCGUAUAUGCUGAUGAUUGGGAUGGCAAUGGCUCUCGAAACUCAUCGCGAGAUGGACAAUAAUGCACGCGUAACGCCGGUGGAACGAGAAAUGAGGAGGAGACUUUUCUGGACAUGUUACUUACUCGACCGUUUUCUUGCUUGCGGCUCCAAGCGUCCAUCUCUCAUCGGCGACAAGACCAUCCUUCUCCGGCUUCCGUGUUGGUCACCGAACCCUUCGGUACCCCCGAUCGAUGGCGAGUUCUUUCAGUCCGGGUCCAACCUGCAGUUCCUCCAGGGAAGCGGGAAGAAGUCUCAAGGUAGCACGGGAAUGCUUAUCGACAUUAGCCGGAUUCUUGGUAUAACAAAUCGCUACCUAGCUGCUGGAGGUGUCAAGGGCGACUCUCAUUUUCCGUGGCACUCACUUUCAAAUCUGUCAAAGAUUCGUCAAGAUUUGGACAUUUGGGCUUCCGGCACCGAGGACGUUUUUUCAAGCCUCGACACGCUGUUCGGUCAGCCCGACUCGACGAUUCUGGUUUUAAGCAAGCUCAUCUACCACCUCAUUCACUGCCUCAUCUACCGACCAUUUCUACCCAUCGACCUCGCUGAACUCGCCGGAACCGGUCAGCACCAAUCUUGGCAGAUUGAAGCAACGAAUAUGUGUUUUCUGCACGCGAACGCAAUAUCUGAGCUUGUCGAACUUGGAAAGCAGACCGGCACAAUUGAAUGGCCGGCUUUCGUUGGCUAUUGCAUAUGCACCGCCGGCACAGUCCACAUUCACGGUGCCCACUACAACAAGAAUGGCAAUGGUGACUCGACUGUGUUCAGCAUGUCAGCAGACUUUCUGUCCAGAGAGAUGCAGCAACUGAGCGAGCUCCGGUACGCUUGGGCAAGUGUCCAACAUCAGAGGGAAACACUGCAAGGAAUCUACAAUGCUCAUUCCGAACUGGUCAAAAGCCUUGCAAACAAUCCUAUGCGAUAUUCUCCGGCAUUCCACCUCGAGGACUUUUUCGAUCGCUACUCGAAUAUUGGCGGGCCCGGUGGCCAGACUUUCAACUUUGACGCAGCAAAUUUGAGCCUUUCUGAUGUGAUUGUCGACUUCACCACAGACACCUAUACAGGUCACGAUCUUUACGCGCCUCGUGCCAACAGUAUAAACGAGCCUGAGCGACCGAGCCUCAAGCGCAAGAACACAGCCCCAUCUGGCCGAAAGCGUCCAGAUGCCAAAAUCCUCUCACCGCUCAGCACGAGUCAUAUGGCGCGUCCGCAUGGCUUGCCAACGCCUUCUCAUGUCCGCCACUCCUUUUCACACCCAACCCCUACUAUGGCAUCUCAUCCGUCACCGGGAAUGCUGGCGACGCCCACAUCUCUGCCUCCUCAUCCCGAGACCAUGGAGCACCCUUCAAUGUCUGCCUCACACGGACAAUACGACGAAGCUGCAGCCAACAACGCAGCCGUAGCGGCGGCGGCGGCGGCAGGCUUUUCUCUCGGACCUCAGAGCCACCAGCAAGGCAACAUGCCGGCGCUCUCUUCAAACUCCUUCUCUCCGCAGUUCAGCUUUGCCACGCCGGGGGCAAGUGGGAACAACGAGGCAGGGGGCAACUACAAUGACCCCAUGUUUGGCGGGCUGCCUACAAAUGCAUUUGGAAGUCCAGCCGCGUGGCAUGGGGACGAAGGUGGAAACAAGGUCGCCGGUGUCGCCGCACCCAGUCCUGGAAACAAGAGCAACAACGGAAGCACUGGCACCGGCCCAGGUGAGGAGAAGGACCCAUUCUUGAGCCUCCUGGAGCAACUCGCGGAAAACGAGCACCAAUUCGCUCGGGGCCCAGGCAGUGAGCUUGACUUCUUUUUCGGUGGUACUGGAGCGUCGCAGUAG
Messenger RNA from Colletotrichum fioriniae, 2274 nucleotides. NCBI's taxonomy places the organism in Eukaryota, Fungi, Ascomycota, Sordariomycetes, Glomerellales, Glomerellaceae. The record is from RefSeq and is a predicted model, not a curated record.